Abrus precatorius (Indian licorice) is the source of this 2277-nucleotide messenger RNA. RefSeq names its product 4-coumarate--CoA ligase-like 7. The transcript has 7 exons. The coding region runs from base 40 to 1557 and encodes 505 amino acids. Gene Ontology annotation, molecular function: CoA-ligase activity. The record is from RefSeq and is a predicted model, not a curated record. NCBI's taxonomy places the organism in Eukaryota, Viridiplantae, Streptophyta, Magnoliopsida, Fabales, Fabaceae.
ACAGAGAGAAGACGCAACUAAAAAGCAUAUAAAAUUCCAAUGCAGAGAUCCGGAUAUGGUUCCGACAGUAUAUACAGGUCUCUGAGACCCACUUUGAUGUUACCCAAAAGCCCUAACAUCAACCUCGUUUCGAAUCUCUUCAACAGAGUCUCUUCUUUUCACUCCAAAACUGCACUCAUUGAUGCUGACGCAUCCCAAACCCUCUCUUUUGCUCAGUUGAAGUCCUUAACCGUUAAACUCUCCCACGCUUUUCUCCGCCUCGGCCUCACCAAAAACGACGUCGUUCUCUUCUUCGCCCCAAACGACAUUCGUUUCAUUGUCUCCUUCCUCGCUGUCGUUUCACUCGGCGCCGUCGUUUCCACCGUUAACCCUUCCUACACCGCCGCUGAAGUUUCCAAGCAGGUUAAGGACUCGAACCCCAAACUUGUCGUCACCGUCGCCGAACUAUGGGACAAGGUCAGGUCCUUGAACCUUCCCGCCGUGUUCCUCCGUUCCUCCACGCCGUUAUACGACAACGUCAUUAGCUUCGACGCGUUGCUCGAACUCGCCGGGUCGCCGACCGAGUUUCCGACGGUUAAUGUUGGACAGAGUGACACGGCGGCGCUUCUGUAUUCCUCCGGCACGACGGGGUUGAGCAAGGGCGUGAUUCUCACCCACGGGAAUUUCAUUGCUGCGUCUUUGAUGAUUGCGAUGGACGAUGAUUUGGCGGGGGAGAUGUUCAGUGUGUUCCUCUGUGUUCUGCCAAUGUUUCACGUGUUUGGGUUAACGGUGAUUUGCUAUACGCAGCUUCAGAGGGGUAGUACGGUGGUGUCUUUGAAGAGGUUUGAGUUUGAAGUGGUUUUGAAGAUGAUUGAGAAGUAUAAGGUGACGCAUUUGUGGAUUGUGCCUCCUAUUUUGCUUGCUCUGGCCAAACAUGGGUUGGUUGAAAAGUAUGAUCUUUCCUCAUUGAAGCAUAUUGGGUCUGGUGCUGCUCCUCUAGGGAAAGAGUUGAUGGAGGAGGGUGCCAGGCGUUUCCCUCAUGCCAUUGUUUCUCAAGGCUAUGGUAUGACUGAAACUUGUGGGAUUGUUUCUGUGGAGAACACGAGGAUGGGGAUUCGGCAUACCGGUUCAACUGGAAUGCUUGUUGCGGGAGUGGAAGCUCAGAUAGUGAGUGUGGAUACACUGAAGCCUCUCCCUCCUGGACAGUUGGGGGAGAUAUGGGUACGGGGUCCUAAUAUGAUGCAAGGUUAUCACAACAAUCCACAGGCCACAAGAUUGACAAUAGAUAAAAAAGGAUGGGUUCAUACAGGAGAUCUUGGAUAUUUCGAUGAGAAUGGACAACUUUUUGUUGUUGACCGUAUCAAAGAGUUGAUCAAAUAUAAAGGUUAUCAGGUUGCACCAGCAGAACUUGAAGGGCUUCUUGUUUCUCACCCUGAAAUACUUGAUGCUGUUGUCAUCCCAUAUCCGGAUGCUAAAGCUGGUGAAGUUCCAGUUGCUUAUGUCGUCCGUUCACCCAAUAGUUCACUGACUGAAGAAGAUGUUCAAAAGUUUAUUGCUAAUCAGUUCAGAGAUUUUUAAAAUGCAUGCUUCUAGAGAAUUGCUUCUCUCUUUGGUUGUGAUCGAGCUUUACAUUUCAACAAAUGCUGGACUGGAUAUUGUGGAUGGGCAUGAACACUUACACAAGAUACUUUUUUAGAUCAGUUGAAGGCUACACAACAGGGACUUUUCUUCUCAUAAUUCUCAUCCCACACGUUUCUAUUAGUAAUACUGGAUUUAAAUCAUGUUUGCAUGCACAGCAGUAUGAUGCGUUAGUGUAGGAUUUGUUCUGUAUACUUUCACUGUAGGUCAAUUAUCACAUCUGAACGAUUUGUCUGUGUCGACACUCACUUUUGUAUUUUUGCAGGUAGCACCUUUCAAAAGAUUACGAAGGGUGACAUUCAUCAAUUCUGUUCCAAAGACAGCAUCGGGAAAAGUUCUCCGAAGAGAGCUUAUUGAGAAAGCAAAAUCGAAAAUGUAAGAUAAAUUUUUUACAAAACAAUUUUCGAGGUUCAAAUUCUAAAGUAGAAUGCAAGUUCAGAGCGGAGCCUGAAAGGUAUGACAUGCUUGGGUACUGUCUUUAAGUCUUGGAUUGUUGCUGUAGUGGAUCCAAUAUGUAUCUGAUGAAUGGUGACCAUUACUUGUUGGAAACCCUUCACUUGUUACUCACUUGACGAGGGAGUACUCAACAUUACACUAAAAAUACACCAAAUCGUGUAAAACAGUUUAUUUGCUAUUAAAUAAAAUAAGCAUUUGCUUCAC